Messenger RNA from Williopsis jadinii, 1106 nucleotides. It is a transcript of the gene UBC12, whose product is annotated as NEDD8-conjugating protein UBC12. The record is from RefSeq and is a predicted model, not a curated record. NCBI's taxonomy places the organism in Eukaryota, Fungi, Ascomycota, Saccharomycetes, Phaffomycetales, Wickerhamomycetaceae. The transcript is spliced from 2 exons. Bases 351 to 1049 code for a protein of 232 amino acids.
GUCGUAAUGUUAUCGAAUAAGUCCUGCCAUGAUUACACGAAGUAUCUUAUGGAAGCCAGCUCAUUAAUUAAUCUUCAUGAUGAUUUCGAAUAUCCAGACCACACCUCAUACCUAUGUGACUCGGUGGCGUUGAGAUGAGUGAUUGUUCAACAUGCUACGGUAAACUUGACACUGACACAAGUAGUAGCGAUCGUGCUGAAUAUUUCGCAGUCUAGGCAAAUAUCCAAUUGCAUGUAUUGACUAUGAGAGAAAGACAUCAUUAAGUAACCAAUACUCAUUUUUGUCCAGUCAGUUGCAACUGCGUACUUUCUUCAGUGGCAGAUCGAGUACCUUCAAGCUCGUACACACCAAUGGUUGACGCACUAGUAGUUUCCAAUCAGGAAAUCUUCGCGAAAUACUCAGCGCCCGCUCCCUGGUGUUAUUUAUUUACCAUCUUCAGCACACUUUCCUGUCUUUUGAUCAAAAUCGAACAAAUCAGAAUACACAUAUCGCACAGUAACAAAGCCAAGAUGCUAAAACUAAGACAGAUGCAACAAAAGAAGAAAGAGCAAAUGGAGGGCCAGACCAGCUCAACAACAAAGAUAACACCAGCACAGCUUCGCAUUCAAAAAGACCUAGCAGAGAUUCAACUACCAAAGACCAUUCAGCUGAAAUGUGUGGAUGAUACAAAUAUGAACUUGGAGGUUGUCAUAUCACCUGACGAGGGGUUUUAUCAACACGGUAGAUUCAAAUUCAGCAUACAAAUAGGACAGAAUUUCCCUAUAGAGGCGCCAAAAGUGAAGUGUCUACAAAGAAUCUUCCACCCAAACAUUGACCUUGAAGGUAACAUCUGUCUCAACAUCCUUCGAGAGGACUGGUCGCCGGUUCUCAACUUGAACUCGAUACUAGUGGGACUGCUGUUCCUAUUCCUCGAGCCAAACCCUACAGAUCCUUUGAAUAAGCAGAGUGCUAGUGUCCUCAUGAAGGACAAGGGAUUAUUUGCGAGACAGGUGAGAUCCAGCAUGAACGGUGGUGUUGUUGGUGAUGUGAGAUACGAUUACGUUCUAUAAACAUUCUUGUAAUUUUACAGGCCAAUCUACAAUUCGUAAAACUUUUGAAAAUCCCGC